Molecule: messenger RNA, 491 nt
Organism: Microbotryum saponariae
Lineage: Eukaryota; Fungi; Basidiomycota; Microbotryomycetes; Microbotryales; Microbotryaceae
Source: the annotation of a GenBank genome assembly
AUGUCCGUGGACCGGGCGCUCGAUGUUGUCGACUUUGGGGUCAGACCAAGCCCUCACUGCCCUGAUCCGACCUCUAACACGAUUACAGUGUUACGACAACAACGAUUGGGCAGAAAAUGCUCGUAUUGCGACGGAAGGAAGUGCUGCUGAGGGGAGGGUACAUAACAAACGCGAUGAGGCACUGGAGCAAUUGCAGAAUCGAUUGGGAGCAGCGGGCUAGCGGUGAAAUAUCGCAGCCCUGACACGAACCGACAAUCAUAGACGGUACAUCGAUACGCUAGUCACUGCAAGUCUCCUGCGAGCCCUGCGAGCCGCUACUAGUAUCUGUCUCUUGCGACUCGUUUUCGGGGCCUGUAGGGAGGAGGGCCGGGAUCCCCAGGAUUUCGUCAUCUGCUGGUAAGAAAUUCGGCCUCGCAUCAACUACGACGUCGAAGUCGACGGGAGUCCCCGGACCGUCGAAACGAAUGCCGCGUACUUCCAAUCAUCAGUGA